This is a messenger RNA of Diprion similis, 5448 nucleotides long. RefSeq names its product flocculation protein FLO11-like. The record is from RefSeq and is a predicted model, not a curated record. NCBI's taxonomy places the organism in Eukaryota, Metazoa, Arthropoda, Insecta, Hymenoptera, Diprionidae. Bases 373 to 5358 code for a protein of 1661 amino acids. The transcript is spliced from 3 exons.
AGAGAGAAAAAAAGAGGGGAAAUAAAGGGGGGAAAAGCCAAGACCCGUACUCAUCGGUACUUGGGUAUGUUCGGACAACGUGGUGGUGGAGCACAACUGUAACACACGUUGGAAAUUGCGGUGCCUGUUCGCCAUCCUCGAACCCAUAGAGUCUCGUCUUCGGUCUGCUGUGUAAAACGGUUUUCCUCCUUUUUGGGACUUAUCUCUUCUCAUAUUUUGGGUUUAGAGAGCCCAAUUGGCAGAUAGAAAUCGCCAAGCCAGCUAAAAUCGGUGUGCGGUGAAUUAGUCGCAAGGCAAUUUUCAUAUUUAUAGUGGAAAAUUGAGAAGUGCGAGUUGCUCAAACAGUGCCAGAAGGAAUAUUGAGCUGAAACCAUGCAGGCGCGAAUCACCCAUGGAUAUUUUAUAACAGUGGCACUAUUUCUGGCUUGCUGCUGGGUGAAUUCGAAUGACGCGAUCCCGCACCGAAGACAUUCACAUCCGCAAAAGGAGGUGAGUCAUCGGGUCAACCACAGGUCAGCCACGGAUGGAACGAGCCUAUCUCGCGAUGAAUUUGGGCGUUUGGAUGAAAAGCGAGACCGGAAGUCGGUACCGACGGGUGGAGGUCAUAAAUCGAGCUCCUCGAAAAAAGCGCGACAUUUGCGGAGUAAAACGAGCAACAUCAACGUGAACGUGAACAAAAAUAUAAUGUCCUACUUGCCCAGGAUCGAGAAACAUUCAACUCAAUUGGAACAUCCGGUUUCCGAGUUUCCAUUGACGAUGUUGGAGCCUUUAGCAGAACAGGUGAAAAACUGCACCAACUCCUAUAACUCGAAUGACAGGAAUUCGAGCAUCUUCAACGUGAAUUCGACAAGUGAGUUGAUCAACGUGGGUGACGAGUUCCAAGUAGCAGGUGAAACCGGGACGAAGAGAACCACCAGCGUACACGUUGGCGUGAACAUCACGCUCUGCUGGAUAGAGACUACAACCAUCAAGGAAGAUCACCACACGCAACCAGUCCAAAGGCAAGUGGUGAGAGAGUACACUAUAUCCUUUGAAAAUUCGGCAACCACACCUGAACAGUAUCUUGAGCUGGAAGGCGAAGUCGAUUCAACGAACAGCAGUUUUCCAAAAUCUGCCUUGUUUAAAGUAGUAGAUGAGAACACUCGGCACAGCUACGUAGUCAACUUCACGAGGGUGAGUCACACGAACGACCUCACCGUAUGGCAGCACAAGCGAGUCCAGUGCGGUGUAGGCCCCGUUGUCACCACGAACAUCAUCGUGUGGGCCGAGGAGCAUGUUCUGAAAAAGAGAGUCGAGAUCAAGGUCAGUCCCAAUGUUCACCGACUCACCGCUAUUCCCGUCGAGACCGAAUCCUACACCGCGGACUCCAAGGACUGGGGUGUCACAUCAACAACCACUUUCCCCCUCAUCCAGGACUGCGGCCCAGGAUCGACCUGCGAGAGCUACGGUGACUGCGCCGACGAAGACUGUGGCUCUUCCUCAACUUCCGAGGUAGGCGUCACUGACGACCUUCUGCAGGAACAAUCUACCACAGCCUACACACUCACAACACGCUCGGGUAGUUUGGAAUCGGACAAUCCGUCAACUACCUCCACCAAAGACUCGACCACGAUGGUUUCAACCGCGUAUAACCUGGACUGCGGCCCGGGAUCGAGCUGCGAGAGCUACAGUGACUGCGUCAACGAAGACUGUAGCUCUUCACCAACUCCCGAGGUAGACGUGACUGACGAUCUUCAGCAGCAACAAUCUACCACGACCUACAUACCUCCAACAUCUUCGGGUAAUUUGGAAUCGGAAACUCCGUCAACUACCGCGACCGAAGACUCGACCAUUACGGUUUCAAUCAAGUAUGACCCAGACUGCCGCCCGGGAUCGAGCUGCGAGAGCUACAGUGACUGCGUUGACGAAGACUGUAGCUCUUCCUUGACUUCAGAGGUAGAUGUAACUGACGAUCUUCCGCAGCAACAAUCUACCACAGCCUACAUACCCACAACACGCUCGGAUAAUUUGGAAUCGGAAACUCCUUCAACUACCUCAACCGAAGACUCGACCACGACGGUUUCAGUCACGUAUAACCCAGACUGCGGCCCGGGAUCGAGCUGCGAGAGCUACAGUGACUGCACCGACGAAGACUGUGGCUUGUCCUCGACUUCCGAGGUAGGCGUCAAUGACGACCUUCAGCAGGAACAGUCUACCACAGCCUACACAUCCACAACACGCUCGGGUAGUUCGGAAUCGGAAAAUACGUCAACUACCUCCACCAAAGACUCGACCACGAUGGUUUCAAUCACGUAUAACCAAGACUGCGGCCCAGGGUCGACCUGUGAGAGCCACAGUGACUGCGCCGACGAAGACUGUGGCUCUUCUUCGACUUCGGAGGUGGGCGUGACUGACGAUCUUCAGCAACAACAAUCUACCACAGCCUACAUACCCUCAACGACCCCAGGUAAAUUGGAAUCGGAAACUCCGUUAACCACUUCUACCGAAGACUCGACCACAAUGAUUUCAAUCACGUAUAACCAGGACUGCGGCCCGGGAUCGAGCUGCGAGAGCUACAGUGACUGCGUCGACGAAGACUGUGGUUCUUCCUCGACUUCCGAGGUAGGUGUGACUGAGGAUCUACAUCAGAAACAAUCCACCACGACCUACACACUUCCAACACCCACGGGUAAUUUGGAAUCAGAAACUCUGUUAACUGCCACCACUGAAGACUCGACCACGAUGGUUUCAAUCGCGUAUAACGAACACGAAACCAGCAACUAUUUUUCACCUCUUGUCUCCGAAACAUCUACACUGAUUACUGAUCAGCCCACUGAUUUUUCCGAAGUUACAACCGCGUCACUUUCAUCGAUAUAUGACAUUUCGAACGAGGGCCAUGAUUACUCCACUCCGACGUCACUCCAGGAAAGCACAACUUCAACGGUAUCGCACGUCAAAUCACCUCAAUCUACAGAAGAUGUCACAGUCUUGAGCAUGACGACGGAUUACUAUAUAGAACAUUCUGUUGAGACUGAUGACCAGACGGUGGAUUCCACACCAGUUCAUGAUGAUUCGUAUUUUAGCUCUACCGAGUCAGAUGAAAUAAGCGAAUCAAACGUUUCCGACGGAACAACAAUGGCCUAUGAAAGUGAGGGGUCCAGCGUUAGUUUGAUACCAUCUGAGCGAACAACAGUUUCUUGGGAAUACGAAACCAGCAUUGAGACCGGAACCCGUAAAGACGGCCAACAGACCGAUAUUGAACAAGUUACCGUAACUUUAACGCCUAAUAACGGCUCCACUCACAUCACUGAAUCCGACAUUGAUGAUAGUGGUGAAUACCUUGGUGAAGAAAAUGUGGUGUCUACCACUAAGGCUGACGAAACUAAUAAUGUAAACGAGUACCUGCCGAGUGGCACGACUGUCGGUUUACCCGAUUUUGAAAGUACCUCGACGAAAACGACGGAAACUGACAUUUUGGGUACUGGGUCAACCGAAACCGGAGAGAUAACUGAAGUUACAAUGACUGAUAGAAUGAUUACUGGUUCAACGGACAAUUACAGCACAAAAACCGAAAUACCAGAAGACGACACACCGGUCGUUUGGUCAGUGGAUAGCAGUACCGCGAUAACUCAAAUGAAAGAAAGCGAGACCUCGACUGCUGGAUCGACUGAAAGCAACACUACGGUGACUGAAACUGAUAGGCCCGGAAAUGACUUCACGUCGUCUAACCCAACAGAAGAUGAUAGCAAUAUUGCGACUACUGAAUCGACGGCGAGUAGUGACGAGUUUACUGAAGCAACUACUAAUAUGACAAGUUCCGCCGAUGUGGUGACGUCAGCCCAGUGUGAUUCAAGUUCAGAAAAUUGCAUUCAAUUAAUCAACUCAACGGUGGUGACGACCAUGACAGGGUCUAUCGAAGAAAGUACCGGCACAAUGAUGAUGGUAACUGAUCACGCAAUAGAAAGAAAUAAGACCACAACUGAUCACAACUUGUCAGAAACUGGUUCUACAGAUGCGCAUACGACGAUAAUUGGUGACCACGAAUUGGACGCGACGUCUGUAACUACUUCGACAGAGUUCACUAGCACAGCAAUAACUACAGACGAAGUCACCGAUAUUUCGAAUGAAUUAGAUUCCAGUACAAAGGCCUUUGGUGGUCUUGAAUUUGACGCCACUAGUGUUAGCAUGUCGACCGGGUUCACCAGCACGGUGACGUCAGAAGGAGUCACAAAUGGAUUGAUGGAAUCGGAAACCAAUACAACGGAGGCUAGUGUUCACGAAUUGAACGCUACUUCUGUGACCGUCUUGACAGAAUUCACCAGUACGGUCACAACAACAGAGGAAGUCACAAUCGAAUUGAAUGAACUGAACUCUGGUACAACGGUGGGUGGUGCACAUGAAUUCAACACAAUGGAAACCAGUAAUAUACAACCGUCAACGACUCCCUGCACGAAUGGCGAGAAUUGUCACUCCACAUUGUCUAGUGACUGUGAUCCCAUAUCCGGCGAGUGUAAGACUAUUGAAUUAAACGAAACAACAGCGACCGCGUUACCUCCUUGCGAUUCUGACUCAGAAAAUUGCGAUCAUACUAGGAAAAGCACGACAAACUCGACCUCCAUUAUGACCAUCAAUAAUGAACCAACAAUUGAUCCAAAACAGCACCACAUAUUAGGACUGAAGAUCAAGAUCCUGCUUGAGCACGUAGAUGAUAAUGACGAGACGCAGAAGCUCGUAGAGGUCGAUAAGCAUUUACUGUUCAAUGAGCAGGCGGAUGAAGAAGGGGAACAGACACUGCUUAAUCAAGUCGUAGCGUUGGACAACAAUAUCAGUAUCCAGACAAUUCAAGAGUUACUUAAUUGCUCGACUCUAGCGAACUUCACUGGAGAUCUGAGUAAUACUGCGGCUGAAUAUCUUGCGAUGCACGACGGAGUAAAAAAUAUAACUGUUAGCGAUUCGGGGAACUCAGACGGUCGCAGAAAAAGCAACGCGAGUUCAAUGUCCGAACGAGAAAUGGAUCCAAAUUUGAAUAUGACUCUGCCAGAAAUAGUUGAUGAUAUCCAUGCCGGAUUGAACUACCUUAUCACUAAAAUACCGUCAAACCGCGCAAUGGAGAAUCAGAGCAGAAAAAUGAUCGAACAUGAGAUUCCACGAUCUGACAUCCUGAAACUAAUAUCAAAUCCGCAGGAUUAUCGCACCAAUAAUGAUAGGGUAAAAAGAAACAUGGGUAUCGAAGAUGUAGCAAUUAAUGGAAAAGAUAUGCCGAAAGACUUUCAGGAAGUUGGUCACUGGUCCAACGAGCGAGUGAGAAGGGGGUUGAACAGCGGUCACGUUCGGACUCUCACUGAGUUUACUAUCUACAAGGGUCCAGAAGCACAGUGAUAAAUAUAGGAUACACCAAUGAUAAUUGUAUUCUAAAUGAUCGUGCAAAUAAAGAGUUACGUAGUUACACACGAGUCUUGUACCACGUGG